AUUCCGACAUGCAGUGAAGUAAGCAGUCUCUACGUUACAGACCGUACACAUACAAGAUGAGCGCUCAUCUGGACGAUGAGUUCGAAGAUGCGCCUGAUGUUGAACCGCUAGAACCGACCCUGAAGAAUAUCAUCGAGCAGAAGUCGUUGAAAUGGAUUUUUGUCGGUGGGAAAGGUGGUGUUGGGAAAACUACGUGCAGUUGCAGUUUGGCUGUCCAGCUUGCUGCUGUCAGAGAGAGUGUCCUCAUUAUUUCGACAGAUCCAGCUCACAACAUCUCUGAUGCUUUUGACCAAAAGUUUUCUAAGGUGCCUACAAAAGUCAAGGGCUAUGACAACCUCUUUGCCAUGGAGAUCGACCCAAGUCUGGGAGUGGCAGAGCUGCCCGAUGAGUUCUUUGAGGAGGACAACAUGCUUAGCAUGGGCAAAAAAAUGAUGCAGGAGGCCAUGAGCGCCUUUCCGGGCAUCGAUGAAGCGAUGAGCUACGCCGAAGUCAUGAGGUUGGUGAAGGGAAUGAACUUCUCUGUGGUGGUGUUCGAUACUGCCCCCACUGGUCACACACUGCGACUGCUCAACUUCCCGACUAUCGUGGAACGUGGCCUCGGUCGCCUCAUGCAGAUCAAGAACCAGAUAAGUCCAUUUAUCUCUCAGAUGUGCAACAUGCUGGGCUUGGGUGACAUGAAUGCAGAUCAACUGGCAUCAAAGCUGGAGGAGACUCUGCCGGUCAUCCGCUCUGUCAGUGAGCAGUUCAAGGACCCGGACCAGACCACCUUCAUCUGCGUGUGCAUCGCAGAGUUCCUCUCCUUGUACGAAACGGAGCGGUUGAUCCAGGAACUGGCCAAAUGUCGAAUUGACACCCACAACAUCAUCGUCAACCAACUGGUUUUCCCUGACACAGAGAGGCCGUGUAAAAUGUGCGAAGCCCGCCACAAAAUCCAGUCCAAGUAUCUGGACCAGAUGGAGGACCUGUACGAAGAUUUCCACAUAGUCAAGCUGCCGCUACUGCCGCACGAAGUUCGAGGUGCAGACAAAGUCAACACAUUCUCGAAGCAACUUCUGGACCCCUAUAAACCCCCGAAUUAGUGAUAACUCCUCCCCCUCUUGCGCUUUCUUAUCCCUUCCUGAAAACCUCCACUCAUAUAUCUUUAAAGCAUUUAAGCUCUGCGAUAACACCUCGUCCUUCAUCAUCAUGUAUUUAAUGUUUGCAAACCUGUGCGGACACCCGGACAAGUAUCCUUGAUAAAUCGUACAGGUUUCAAAAGAAUACUUUUCCUGACAACAUAACGGCAAUAAAACACCUCCACCAUGCUUCAGUGUGGGUCACAUGACCAUCAUGCGAUCUGGGCUGGGCAGGAUCAUACAACUCCUCUCAUUACUCUUGACACCGCUCCGUUCCUUCGCCUGCUUGUUUCAAAUCAGUUCUCAUAUUGACAUUAACCUGUUUGCCGAGUUGUGAUACAGUAACACGCCAUUGAUUGAUUUUAGUAGCCUUAAUUGGAGAACUUUUGAUUGCAAAUCUAUUGAAUGUUGCGAGACCACUGAGUGGACUUCCUCAGCAGAAUUUUACCUGGAAUUGAAGUAAAUAAGGCAUCAUCCAUCAUUGCUCAUUGAGUUUUACAGUCUUUUUCUGAUGUCACCGGUGUGAAUAAAACUU
Messenger RNA from Synchiropus splendidus (mandarinfish), 1650 nucleotides. Its product is annotated as ATPase GET3. Gene Ontology annotation, biological process: post-translational protein targeting to endoplasmic reticulum membrane. The record is from RefSeq and is a predicted model, not a curated record. Gene Ontology annotation, cellular component: GET complex. The coding region runs from base 57 to 1079 and encodes 340 amino acids. The transcript has 7 exons. Gene Ontology annotation, molecular function: ATP hydrolysis activity; ATP binding. NCBI's taxonomy places the organism in Eukaryota, Metazoa, Chordata, Actinopteri, Syngnathiformes, Callionymidae.